Messenger RNA from Ipomoea triloba (trilobed morning glory), 5935 nucleotides. RefSeq lists its product as uncharacterized. Bases 3496 to 5385 code for a protein of 629 amino acids. Gene Ontology annotation, molecular function: protein binding. The transcript has 16 exons. Lineage: Eukaryota; Viridiplantae; Streptophyta; Magnoliopsida; Solanales; Convolvulaceae. The record is from RefSeq and is a predicted model, not a curated record.
GGGCCAACACAGGUGAGUGACAUAAGACAUUCUUCAGUUGUUCAAAAGCCUACUCUGCAUUUUCAGACCAUUAGAAAUCAUCCUUCUUCAACAUUUCAGUCAGGGGUUUACUUAUCAGUCCAUAGGCCUUGAUGAGCUUCCUAUAAUAUCCUGCAAGCCACAAAAGUCCCCUCAAAGCCUUCACAAUCAUAGGCUUAGGCCAAGCAACCACUACCUCUAACUUGUAGGGCCAGUUUGUAGUCUACCCUUAGAGAUUAUGUGCCCCAGGUACUCUACCUGUGGUUGUGCAAAGGAGCAUUUGCUCAAUUUUGCUAGUAGUUGGUGUUGCCUCAUGAUCAACAAAACUUCCUUCAAGUGCAACUACUGAACCUCCUAACUAGAGCUGCAUAUGAGAAUAUCAUCAAAGAACACUAGGACAAAUUUUCUAAGUAAGGGCUGGAAUACCUGGUUCAUUAAUGCCUGGAAAGUAGCAAGGGCAUUGGUGUUGAACUCAUAGAGCCCUUGAUGGGUUCUGAAUGCAGUCUUAAACUCCUUCCCUUCUUUCAUUCUUACUUGAUGGUAACUAGACCUCAAGUCCAGUUUAGAGAAACAAACUGCACCGGCUAGUUCUGAGAAUAAGUCCUCCACUAAGGGUAUGAGAAAUUUGUUCUUUAUAGUAAUAUUGUUGAGGGCUCUGUAGUUAAUGCAAAACCUCCAGGAGUUGUCUUUUUUGGGUACAAGCAAUACAAGUGAGGCAAAGAAGGAUGCACUAGGAGUAAUGACUCCAGCUGUCAACAUUUCUUCUAGCAUCCUCUCAAUGGUGUUCUUUUGAUCAAAGGAGUACCUGUAAGGACCAAUGUUAAUAAGCUUGGCUCCAGGGAUUAAGGGAAUGGUGUGGUCUAAGGCUCUUUUUGGUGGUAGGGUUGUGGGUUCUUGAAAUAUGUCUUAGAACUCUAGCAAAAGGGAUAAUUCAGGGGCAAUAUUUUGUGUAGAGGUAUGGUAUAAAAGUGGCUCCUCCUCAAACUCAGUGGUAAGCUGGGUAUUACAUUGAACUAGAAAUCCUUGAACCCCUUUCUUAUGCCAUUUUUUGACUUGCUUCUCAGUGGCUGCUUUCAACAACACCUUCUUAGUUAAGCCCUUUAAAAACAAUUUUCUUCCCUCUUUAUGGAAGGAAAUCCCAAGUGGUCUUGUAUGUAACUGAAUGGGGGCAAACUGAUCCACCCAAUCCAUCCCCAACACUAUAUCACAUCCUCCCAAUCUCAAUAAUCUGAAAUCCUUGGUAAAAUCUUCAUGUUGGAUCUGCCAACUAAGGUUUUGACAAAUUGAAUCACUCACCACCUUUUAUCCAUUAGCCACUGUCACUACUAGUGGACUAGUCUUCUCAGGUUUCCUCCUUAAUUGGCUUAAAAGUUUGGGGUCCAAAAAACUGUGUGUACUCCCACUGUCAACUAAGAUCAUUACUGGCUGUCUUUGUAUGGAUCCUAAUAGUUUGAUAGUGUUCAGUCCCUCACCUCCAAUCACAGCACAGCCACAAAGGGAUACCUCAGCAUCCUCAGUAUCAGUCUUGUCCUCCUCUUGUCCAAAUAAAUCAGGUAUCUUAGCCUCCUUUUGAUCCUCUAUAAUGUUAAAAGUAGGACCACUACACUUGUGCCCUGGUUGUCAAGGAUUAAAGUACUUGAAGCACAUUCUUUGUUCCCUUAACUAGUUUUUAAACUAAGUUAUAUUUAGAGCUUUAAAUGCAGUAGUUUGGGUAGAGGGGGUAUGUUUUUGUAGGUUGUGUAGGUUAGGGUUGGGGAAAACUAGGUGAUUUGAAUUAGAGCUAAAGGUCUUUGUAGGUUGUAGUUUUAGGGUUCUAGAAUGGUGUUUUAGGUCUCUCAUUAGGUUUCAACCCCUUCUCAAAUUGCCUAGCAAACCAUAUAACAUCCUCUAAGUUCCUUGGCCUGGCAGUUCUAACAGAACACCUAAGGUUUUGUUUCAAUCUAGCAAUGUAAUUUUCCAUAAAGUAGUUCUCAAUUAGAUAGGGAUGAUCCUACAACAAUAGACUUGUAAACCCUUCAUAGCUAUCAGUAAAAUCAUCCACUCCACCCCAUUGUUUAAAGGAUGCAAAAUCUUCUAUAAGUGAGACUCCAAUAUCCCCACACCUUUUACAUACUACAUAUGCAAACCUUGCCCAUUGGAAUUCUUCUCUAAGGCCAUGCACAUAGCUCUCAAACCACAACCCCACCUUCCCAGUGUAGUUGGCAUACGACAAAUUCAAAAUCUCAUGUCUAGGGAUAUGGGAUAGCACAAAAAAUUUCUCACAUCUAUGGAUCCGCUGCCUAGGGUGAGCAUAACCAAAGGUAGGGAACUCAACUUUAUACCUUGAAGAGAAAUCCUGGUUUUAUCCAACAAAUCCUUGCCUGAUUCCAUCAAAUCCUCCUCUCCUAUGAGCCCUAAGCGUUUCAGCUCCAGGAUUCACUUCCUCUCCCUUAGCCUCUUGCAUGGGAGCUUUGUCUGGCCUCCCACUUGGACGAUAAUGAGCCAAGCUAGGCUCCCCAAGGAAUUGCCCAUUAACUGAAGACUGGCUUGGUGAAUUUCCCACAAUCGGAGGAGCUGGUCGAUUAAGCCUAAGCAGCUACAACAACUCCUCCCUUAGGCUUCCAAACUGAGUGUAAAGCUCAUUGACAGAAUCCUGGGUGAUAUGAAAUUGGGUGUCGAUUUUAGCAUUGAGCUCAAUCAUAGAAGCUUCCAACCUCUUAACCCGAUCAUCCAUGUUGGGCUCUAAUACCACUUGCAAUACACUCACAAAAGAAGCAGAAAAGAAAGAAAAGGAACAAAGAAAGAGAGCUAGGGUUAGGGAGAAGAAGAUGAGAAAACGGAAAUUGGAAUUAUGAUUCAGCAUAAACUCUCCUUUACAAUUCCAAGGGAAACAACAAUUAACAAACUCCUACUUCCCAUAACAGAAUUACAGUUGGAAGGAAAGGUGAAAAAGCAUAAAUCGACGUCGUUGGAUCUGAGAGCAACUACUCUCAACAGGCGACCUCAAAACGACAACGUUGGGCCUCUUGCCCCAACGAUUCCCAACCUCCGCUUCAUACGACACCGUUUUUGUCUCCUCACCUCCUGUUUUCAAUCCCAGCUUCCACUUCUCUUUCUCCUGCCAUUCACAUCAUUCAUGGUUCCUUCUUGAACUAUUACAAUAUUUUAGACUAAAGUCUACAAUACAAGAUAGAUCCCGAUCAAUGAUAUAAUUUGUGGCCUUACAAGGGCCCCUAAAUUUCUAGUGGAGUGUGGGCUGUAGUCUGUGGACAAUAAAGGCGAAGAAACUAAGCCCGUCAUAAUGGAUUCAAGGAUUCACGCUUUUCGAGUACGACGUCGUUCGAUUUUCCGCACAGACAGGAGCUAGAAUGCGAGCUCUUUUUAAGUAGAAUACUAGAAUAGUAGAAUCUAGAAUGUGACCCAUUUCGGCGUUUUGCAAUUUGCUUAAUACUGAGCAGCGUUCCAAGUUGCAGUUAAUCCUUUUGAGAAUGAACAUCUAUGGCGAGCAGUGAAACCUCCAGAAUGAGCCCGUCGUUAGUCAAUCUGUGCUUGGGCGUUGUCAAAGAUGAUCUCCUUUGCGGUGAUAAUGCUAAUCUCCUCUCCGGCGUUUAUCAACUUCCAUCGGACUUGUUUGAUCGCCUGUUGCCGCUGUUACCUCCGUUGGCUUUGCAAAGACUGCAAGAGCAACUGCCACUUGAUUUUUGGGACGAUCACAUAUCUUCUCCUGAUAGCUAUGAUUUUCCAAGAAAAAAGAGAAGAUGCGUGACUUUUGAAAGAGCUUGGGAGACUUUGUAUAAAGCACGUUGGCCUGAUUGUGGCCACAAGAAUAGGAAAUUGCAGCUGUGUUCAUUCCACAACUUGAUGAAAAGAAGGGAAACAAAGCAUGAAUUCAUUCGUGACUGGCAGCAGAUGUACUGGGAGACACAUCUACAAAAUUGCCUGGAUGCAGCUACAGAGAUAGCUUCAUUCCCAUCUUUUGAAGGUCACAUUGGUGAAACUAAAGUUCCUGAUUCUAUACUGGAGUAUAUUGGUUAUAGGGAACAGUUUCCUGACUUAUCCUAUGACCCCUCAAAGUUCUCGUAUCACUGCCAACAAUUUGGAUCAUAUGCCAGUUGUCUGAGGCUGGCAGAUGUGCUUUGUGUUGCAGAAACCUGUCAUUUAUUAAGAAAUGCUAAGUUGGAGAGUUUGGAUUUAAGGUGGAUAAAAUCUCAAAGUGAAGAUGAUGUUGACGGCCUAUGUAAACUUUUGAAUCAGAAUAGGGGGACAUUGAAGUCAAUAAAAUUUAUGUUUUGCAAGUUUUCUACAUCAUCUCUGAAUGCAAUUUGUAGCUCGCUAUGCUUUGAUGGUCUUCAAACUCACCAUGUGCAGCACUUCUCUAUUAAGACAUCAAGGUUUUUAGAUAACAAUGGAUCUCUUCUGCCUAGUGGACUGCUGCUUUUUUUAUCAUCAGGGAGGUCCUUGUCUUCAUUAAGCUUGUCUGAUAACAACCUUAAUAAAAACUGCGCAAGAAUGAUCUUGAACACACUCCUCAAUGCCUUGUCUAGCAUACAUGUCCUAGAUCUCUCAGAAAACAAUAUUAAUGGGUGGCUUUCUCAUAUAAAAUGGCAGUCCACAAGUAACGUGCACUUACCUUCUGGAAUAUCCAAUUCAUUGAAGUCAAUACGUGUACUGAAUUUGAGGAACAAUUAUCUACAAAAGGAUGAUGUGGAUUGUCUCAGAUAUGCACAAAUCUACAUGCCUAAUUUGGAGAGUCUUGAUUUAAGUGACAAUCCCAUUGAGGAUGAUGGAGUCAGGAGUUUGAUUACUUAUCUUGAGUAUUCAUGUAAGAUUGUUGAGUUGAGAUUGGAAAAUUGUGAGCUUACUUGCAAUGGGGUGAGGUGUCUUUUAGAAUGUCUCUCUGUUUUGGAGAAACCGCCAACCUCUCUUUCAAUUGGUAGCAAUCCUCUUGGCAGUGAGAUAGGAGCAUCAAUAGGGAAAUUUUUAUGCAAAGGAAUUCUAUCUCUUGACAUUGAUGACAUUGGGCUUGGUUCUUCUGGCUUCUUAAAAGCUCAAGAAGAGAUAGUGGAAGACUUAAAGAUUAUCUGCAUCAACAUAAGCAAGAAUCGUGGUGGCAUUGAUACUGCAAAGUUUAUAUCAAAGCUUUUUUCAUAUGCUCCAGAGCUUGUAGCCAUUAAUGCUGGAUUUAACCUUAUGCCAGCUGAAUCCUUGGCAAUCAUAGGGUCUGGCCUAGUUGCAAAUGGUAAACUAGAGCUCUUGGACUUGAGCGGAAAUGCAUCAUGUGAAAACUCUGCUGCUUCUGUGCUGGGUAAAUUUGAAAUCAAUGGGAAAUUAGUUCUUGACUUCUUGUCAUCUCCAGCACCAAAUGUACCUUACGACGAUGAUCCAUAGUUGCUUAGAUCUUGGGUUUGUGCUAAAAUUCAAGGUUGGUGGGCAGAUCAUAAGGGAAUACAAAACUCUUGCAACAACAAACGUCUUCCUCAAAAACACAUCUUUAAUCACAUCUUUAAUCGUGUUCACCACACUGCUUCAAUUAUCUUUCGUAUGCUCUUAGUUCACUUUAUAAAUUGACUGUGUCCAAAAAGAGGCCUUUUUCUGAACUUUCAAAUGAGCAUAUAUGGUCUCUUAUAUUUCCAGCUAACUUUGAAACUUGCUGUACCUAGGUAGAAAGUUAAGCUUAGGCUGCUUAGUUGAGUUAUGUUAUAUAUACAACACUCAAUUUCCACCUGUUACAACAGUGUUUGUAUCUAUAUUUGAUGCUCAAGAAAGGCAUUGUUAAUUUAUGCUUAGUGUUGCUUGAGCUUAACUCCGUGGGAACUCCCCCCCCAAUUUGCUUUUCCAACCUGUAAAGCCUUGCUGUUAUUAGUAAGAUAUUGUAUGUGUGGAACACUUGGGAACCCAAAAUGAUGAAUAGAAAGUGAAAGUGGACAACUUUAUUGGC